CCCGGGGAACACGUGAGCCCUCGCCAAGCGUUUCCGCGAAGCCAGACUUGGCGUUCCGCUGGAUCCGAGCGCCCGCUGGCCAAUCCGCAGCCGGGAACUGGCCAUGUCCGCCCCGUCCUGCCAAGCACAAGUCACGGGGCCGUGGCAACUCUUCUAACCUACCUGGGCUAAGUAGGUUCUUGGAAGGGUUUCUAACUUUGGAAGGUUCCAAUUCCUGCGUCAUCCCCCGCUCUUUCCCAGAGACCGACACUCGGCGAGCCCAUUGUCAAGGAUGGGAGUUCAUUUCAACACAGUCCUUUCAUUGGCGUUGGCUCCUUCAUUGCUGAAACCUUGAUAAGAACCCCAAGAGAUGAGAUACGAGGCACCGAGGCAAGAGGACCGAGAUGGAGGAAGUUAAAUACGGUGCUCUCCCCCGGUCUGGGGUACAAGACUCUCUUGAAAGAAGAAAAAAGACCCAUCAGAGCAAUCAAGAUGGAACAGUCACAGAAAAGAAAGGAUGGGCGGGUCUUAUCAAUGCCCGCUCACUCGCUAUCGGCUGAGAUGGUCCUGGCAGAGCUGACUGUCAACCCAGACGAAGGUUUGUCCGCAGAGGAGGCCAAGAGCCGUCUCGACCGGCAUGGUCCGAACAUGUUGGAAGGAGGCAAAGAGGUCUCCUUGGUGAAGAUUUUUGUGCGGCAGAUAGCCAACGCCAUGAUGCUGGUGCUUAUUCUUGCCAUGGCGGUCAGUUUUGGGAUCCAGUCGUGGAUCGAAGGGGGUGUUAUUUCGGCCGUCAUCGCCCUUAACAUCGUCGUCGGCGUAUACCAGGAUUACGCUGCUGAGAAAACCAUGGAUUCGCUGCGGUCGUUGAGUUCUCCUACUGGCACCGUCUCCAGGAACGGUAAAACAGUGGUGAUUCCAGCCAUUGAGAUUGUUCCGGGGGAUAUGGUUGAGUUGAAAGUUGGUGAUACAGUUCCUGCUGAUCUUCGUCUCACAGAAGCUGUCAAUUUCGACACCGACGAAGCCCUUUUGACGGGAGAGUCUCUGCCCGUGCAGAAAGAUGCGGAAGCCAUCUUUGAACCGGAUACAGGACCUGGCGAUCGGCUGAACAUCGCCUACAGCUCGUCUACAGUGACUCGGGGACGUGCCCGCGGUGUAGUCAUUGGAACGGGCAUGCAAACCGAGAUUGGCGCGAUUGCUGCGGCUCUUCAGUCCCAAGGCUCCAAACGCCGACCAGUCAAGCGGGGACCAAAUGGUGAGACCAAGAAACGCUGGUAUCUCCAAGCAUGGACCUUGACCGGGACGGACGCUGUCGGCCGGUUCUUGGGCGUCAAUGUCGGGACGCCACUGCAGAGGAAGCUCUCUAAGCUCGCUUUGCUCCUGUUUGCUAUUGCUGUCGUUUUCGCAAUUGUUGUCAUGGCCGCAAAUAAUUGGCGUAGUGACAAGGAAGUUAUCAUCUAUGCAGUCGCAACUGGACUGGCUAUGAUUCCCGCCUGUCUCGUCGUUGUGCUAACGAUCACCAUGGCAGUUGGGACUCGGCAAAUGGUCCAGAGACAUGUCAUUGUACGCAAGUUGGAUUCUCUGGAGGCCCUUGGUGCGGUCACCAAUAUUUGCUCUGAUAAAACGGGGACCCUCACCCAGGGGCGAAUGGUCGCCAAACGAGCCUGGAUCCCAUCCAGAGGAACAUACUCUGUUGGGGCUUCGAGCGACCCAUUAAACCCUGAGGAGGGAGAUCUGAGCUUGGUUCCUGCCCCCCCAGCCAAGGUGGAAAGAGAGACUCGAGGCCCUGUGUAUUCCCCUACAGAUUUGCUUACAGGGAACACAGCGUUGGAGAGCUUCCUUAACGUGGUAUCCAUGGCCAAUCUGGCUCAUGUUCACAAGUCCGCCCACAAUGAAUGGCAGGCCCGUGGAGAACCUACAGAUAUUGCCAUUCAAGUGUUUGCUUCUCGGUUCGAUUGGAAUCGGGAUCGCUGGACCAAAGGAGACAAUCCACUCUGGCAACAAAAGGCGGAGUAUCCGUUUGACUCGACUGUUAAGAAGAUGUCGGUCAUCUUUUCUCGCGAUGGCCAGGAGAUGGUCUUCACCAAGGGUGCUGUUGAACGAGUGCUUGAGUCCUGUACAGCUAUUGAGUGGGAAGCCGAUUCGGCGCCUAUACCUUUGACUGAAGAGAUUCGGAAUGAGAUCCUUCAUAACAUGGAAGCUCUUGCGAAGGAAGGCCUCCGUGUACUAGCGCUUGCCAGCCGACCACAUGAGUCUGAGGAUACUGGCCUUGAUGUAGGAGAAACUCUGCCUCGCAAACAAGUAGAGAAAGAUCUCCUUUUUCUGGGUCUCAUUGGACUUUAUGACCCCCCCCGGCCAGAAACAGCCCAGGCAAUUGAAGAGUGUCAUCGCGCCGGCAUCUCAGUACAUAUGGUAACGGGCGAUCACCCUGGCACUGCACGCGCGAUUGCUGCGCAAGUGGGAAUCAUCCCAAAACACAUGCUCAUGGUAGCACAGGGUGUGGCCGAUACGAUGGUGAUGACAGCCAGCCAGUUUGACAAGUUGUCAGAAGACGAGAUCGACAGACUGCCGACACUGCCCGCUGUCAUUGCACGAUGCGCACCCAACACUAAGGUCAGGAUGAUAAAUGCACUGCACCGCCGGGGCCGGUAUGUCGCGAUGACAGGGGACGGGGUAAACGACUCCCCAUCCCUUAAAGAGGCAGACGUGGGCAUUGCGAUGGGCCAAUCCGGCUCAGACGUCGCGAAGGAUGCCUCGGAGCUGGUGCUUACAGACGACAACUUCGCCUCCAUUAUCAAUGGGAUCGAAGAAGGACGGCGCAUUUUCGACAACAUCCAGAAGUUUGUGUUGCAUCUGCUGGCCGAGAAUGUUGCGCUCGCCUGUACGCUGCUCAUAGGCCUCGCGUUCAAGGAUCAAGACGGACAGUCCGUGUUCCCCAUUGCACCCGUUGAAAUCCUCUGGAUCAUCAUGGUCACUUCCGGGCUUCCAGACAUGGGACUAGGGAUGGAAAUUGCAGCGUCAGAUAUCAUGGACCGACCCCCUCAAAGCAAACAAGGUAUCUUCACUUGGGAAGUGAUCGUUGACAUGACCGUGUACGGCCUCUGGAUGGCCGCCCUGUGCCUCUGCGCUUUCUCCCUCGUCCUCUUCGGCUGGGACGACGGCAAUCUGGCACGAGGAUGUAAUAGUAGCUAUAGCGCCGAGUGCGACGCCGUGUUUCGCGCGCGAGCAACCACCUUCGUUUGCAUGACAUGGUUUGCUCUCUUUCUCGCCUGGGAGAUGACCCAUUUACGACGGAGCUUCUUCCAUCCAUCCCCAUCACCUGCAGGUUCAGGAUCAGCCCUUUCUGAUCCCUUGCGGCGCAUCUGGCACAACCAGGUUCUCUUCUGGGGCAUUGUCGCCGGGUUCAUUACUGUAUUUCCUAUCCUGUAUAUCCCUGUGAUCAACCGGGUCGUCUUCAAACACACGGGUAUCUCUUGGGAAUGGGGGAUUGUGCUCAUCGAGGCAUGUCUCUUCUUUCUCGGCGUGGAGGGUUGGAAAUGGUGCAAGCGAGCGUAUUUCCGCCGGAGGAGCAGUGGGCAGUCUAAUGCAGCUGAGACGCUGGAUACGCCAUGUUUUAGUCAGUAUACGACCAUGAGCCGGUCCGAUACUGAGAAGAUGGUAUAGGGG
Molecule: messenger RNA, 3642 nt
Organism: Penicilliopsis zonata CBS 506.65
Lineage: Eukaryota; Fungi; Ascomycota; Eurotiomycetes; Eurotiales; Aspergillaceae
Exons: 4
Coding region: 472-3639 (1055 amino acids)
Biological process (GO): calcium ion transmembrane transport; intracellular calcium ion homeostasis
Cellular component (GO): plasma membrane
Molecular function (GO): ATP binding; P-type calcium transporter activity; ATP hydrolysis activity
Source: RefSeq, a predicted model, not a curated record